Molecule: messenger RNA, 4185 nt
Organism: Anopheles stephensi (Asian malaria mosquito)
Lineage: Eukaryota; Metazoa; Arthropoda; Insecta; Diptera; Culicidae
Product: ATP-dependent RNA helicase dbp2-like
Exons: 4
Coding region: 149-2362 (737 amino acids)
Cellular component (GO): cytoplasm; ribonucleoprotein complex; nucleus
Molecular function (GO): ATP binding; RNA helicase activity; RNA binding
Source: RefSeq, a predicted model, not a curated record
UUGCACCGCACUGUGCACUGCCUCUGUCAACACGGUGUCAAAGUGUUAGUGAGCAGAAACGGAGAAGGUCGUGCAAAUCACACCGUGAACUUUAUUAUCCCGAAUUUGCCUCGCUAUCAGCAAGAAACCUUCACAAAACACGAUAAAAAUGUACGGAAAUCGGCCACAGCUUGGUAACGGUGGUUUUAACCGCGGUGGAAUGCAGGGUGGUCGCCCGGGUGGCCCGAUGGGUGGUGGAUUCCGUCGUGAAGGUGGAGCUGGAGGCUACGGGGGCGGUAACGGAGGCUCGUUCGACCGUCAGUCCAACAAUGGCAAGAAUCUCCGGAACGUCAAGUGGGAACCGGAGGAUCUGACGCCAUUCGAGAAGAAUUUUUAUCAACCAUCCGCCGGACUGCUGAACCUGACCGUGACGGACAUUGAAGGCUAUCUGAACAAGCAUCAGAUUACGCUGAAGGGUCGUGACGUGCCGCGUCCGAGCAUGGAGUUCGAGGACGGUGGUCUGCCGGUGUACAUUAUGGAGGAGCUGAAGCGUCAAGGCUUCAGCAAGCCAACGGCCAUACAGGCCCAGGGCAUGCCGAUCGCGCUGAGCGGUCGCGACAUGGUGGGUAUUGCACAGACCGGAUCCGGCAAGACGCUCGCUUACGUGGUACCGUCGCUGGUGCACAUCCAGCACCAGGCCAGCAUUCGGCGGGGCGAUGGCCCGAUUGCGCUGAUUCUGGCCCCGACCCGUGAGCUGGCCCAACAGAUUCAGCAGGUAGCGACGGACUUUGGUUCGCGCGUUAGUGCGAACAAUACGUGCGUGUUCGGUGGCGCUCCCAAGGGACCGCAGAUCCGUGAUCUCGAGCGGGGUGCCGAAAUAGUGAUCGCUACCCCCGGUCGGUUGAUCGAUUUUCUCGAGCGCGGCAUAACAAAUUUGCGCCGCUGCACCUACCUGGUGCUGGACGAAGCCGACCGUAUGCUGGACAUGGGCUUCGAGCCACAGAUACGCAAAAUUAUGGGCCAGAUUCGUCCCGACCGGCAGGUGCUGAUGUGGUCGGCUACCUGGCCGAAGGAGGUGCGCAAUCUGGCGGAAGAAUUUUUGGCCGACUACAUCCAGAUCAAUAUUGGAUCGCUGAAUCUGUCCGCGAACCACAACAUCCUGCAGAUUGUGGAUGUGUGUGAAGAUUACGAGAAGGAUCAGAAGCUGAUGAAGCUGCUGACGGAGAUAUCGGCCGAACCGGACACGAAGACCAUCAUCUUCGUGGAGACGAAGCGCCGUGUCGAUGAUAUUACGCGCAUCGUGAACCGCAAUGGAUGGCGCGCUGUGGCUAUCCAUGGCGAUAAGUCGCAGCAGGAGCGUGACUACGUGCUCAGCACAUUCCGUAACGGGCGCCAGGGCAUACUGGUGGCCACGGAUGUAGCUGCUCGCGGUUUGGAUGUGGAAGACGUAAAGUUCGUUAUCAAUUACGACUAUCCGUCGAACUCUGAAGAUUACGUGCAUCGGAUUGGUCGAACGGGACGCUCGAACAAUACCGGCACCGCCUACACCCUGUUCACCAACUCGAAUGCCAACAAAGCGAACGACCUGAUCAACGUGCUGCGUGAAGCGAAUCAGGUGAUCAAUCCACGGCUGGUAGAGCUGGCCAAACCGAACAUGGGCAAGGGUCGUCAGCGGUACAAUAAUCAUCGCUUCGGCGGACAGCAGAACCGUCCACCACGGGACGGUCCGUACGGUGGCGGUCCACGCCAUGACGGUGGCGGUGCCGGACGGUUCGGCCAACGGGAUGGCGGCGCACCAAAGUACGGCGGCGGUAUUGGUGGUGGUCGUAACGAGGGGGCCGACAAGUACGGUCCACCGCGCGACAAUCGGCUGUCGAUGUACGGUGUCGGUGCGGGCCUACCGCCACAGACGCUUGGUGGGCUGGCGGCCAGCACGGCCCUGGCCAAACCGCCCGGCGUUGGUGGGGGGGUAGGCCAGCGUCAGAGCCGCUUCUCGGCACCACCACAAUCGGCUAGCGCUGCAGUCGCCGCCGCUGCUGCUGCCGUCUUCGCUUCCAGCUACCACCAGCAGAGCAAGUAUGCAGCAGCGGGUGGUGGUGCACCGUCGGUGGGGGGUGCUGGCCUAGCCGGAGCGCAUCCAGCGGCCGGUGCGGCCGCCUACGGCAGUUCCGCCUCUUCGUACAAAGCACAGCAGCAGUCCGGUAGCGAAACCGCCCACAUGUACGGUAGCAGCAGUGGUGGGUACAGUGCCCGGCCACAGCCAGCAGCAUCCGCGCUACCGUCGGCGGCAGCCGCUGCAGUAGCGGCCGCUGCGUACCAGUACGCGGCAAACGGAGCGACACCCGCAUUUGCGUAUCCGCCACCGCAGGUGGUACUGAACUAAAGCGCUUCAGCGCAUACACACACACACAUUUUCAUCCCACUAAACUAAUGCGAUAUAAUUUAAUGUAUUUAAUUUAACUAUGCAGAGUUAGUUCGUAAAAACACAUUUAUGCUUGAAUUCACUACUAUUUUACGUUCGGUUAAAUGGGCGGAAUUAGUUUUGACCUAAUCGCAUAUCCCAUCAGUCCCAUAGUUCAAAAUGCGUGUUACUACUCGCCGUGAAGUGAAAGAGUUGUAGUGGACGAGGGGUGCGCAACUGCGCCAGGAAUAUAUACUUUCAUCCAAGAAAUGACAUUACACCCUAGAAGCGAGAAUAUAAUGGUUCGGGGUGAUAUAUUUCUGCUUAUCCUUUAGUUUUGUACGGUGUGAAGUAUUGUCUAUAGGUAAUGUUUAAGUUUUUGCCACAAACCGAGUGGUCUAAUGGGCGCGCGCGAUACGUUACAAAACUCGGACGCAAAGAAAAACCAUCAACUUUUCCGCCUGGAAGUUUUCAGUGAGAUCUGUGGUCAGAAUUGUAUUUGAUCCAGAAGUGUUUGGAAUGCUCAAUUUUUGGUCCAACGUCCAAAAAACCAGAUUGUAAGCCGCUUUCUGCUAUAGUUUCCACUGAACAACUUCCUCCACUAUAUACUUAGAUGAUUCCACAACUUUAUACACGAAGAAAAAGAGGAAGGAAAUUGUAAACCCCUAUAAAUGUCGACAUCAUUUUACACACUCUCUGACAUCUACCUGGUACCCAGAGAUUUAUUGGUACCUCCAUUUUCUCUCCGGUUGUAUGUCAAGGAAUGGUUUGUGAAAGUGAAUUUUAUGAAACUUAUGUUAAUUUUCCGCGUAUCGUUUUGAGAAAAAAAACCUUAAGAAUUGUACUUUGAUUGAAAUACACAUCAAACAAUAGCAGCAAACAGUAGUGUACGAACGUACCGUCAUCAGCAGUGGUGGGUUUUCCACACAUUGCUAUUGCAGCUCUACAAUACCAACACAACAAAACAAGUGACAAAUUUUUAAAUGUAAAUAAUGAUGUAGCAGCAACAGGAAAGGAAGGAUCGCCAUAACCAUCGCACACAACCGCGAAGAGAGCAUCCUUCUGUUUGUGUGUGGUAGGUUCGAGCGGUUCAAGCAAAAAAGAAAAAGCCAAAUUUAAAAAAUGAAGAGAGAGAGAGAGAGUAGCAAAAACAACAGAAAUCACAUGUUGAAAUUUAAAAAAUGUCAACGAUUUAUUAUCUCUUCUUAAGCCCCGUCUGAUAAGAGACUUUUAACAACAAUUUAGCACACCACUACUUUAGCACCAACCAAGGUGUGUUAGUAGUGGUGGUGGUGCAAACAAUAUAAGUGACAAAAACAACAACAAAACAAAAAAGUGCAACAAAAAUGAUGUAGUCGUGCGUAUCUAUAUAUAUAUGCAUGUAUGGAUGUGUGUGUUGGGUAGAUUAUAGUGCAUUUUUCGUGCAUCAGCGGUGUGUAUUGUUUCUCUCGACGUAAAGGAAAUAUGGUAUUUCCUCCCUUCAAACUUUUUUUUUUCUAUAUAUAACAACACGGUAAAACACACACACCCUUAACUGUGAAUUAUUCAAACUAAUACAUUGAAUAAUAAGAGUAAUGCAAAGCAAAGCAAAGAAAAAAAAACCUAUAGCAAAAAACAAAAACAAAUCUUAAUGAAUUAAUUGGCACAUUGUCGAAAUCGAAAUAAUACUGUAACUCCCGUAAAUGGGUCCGUGUAACGCGCAGGUCCAAACAACCGUGUCCCGAAAGUAAUUAAAAGGGAGGUUGCGAUUGCAGGAGUCAUGUUUUUAUUUUGAAUGCACAAUAAAGAAUUAAUUCAUAAUGGUA